Vicugna pacos (alpaca) is the source of this 711-nucleotide messenger RNA. Lineage: Eukaryota; Metazoa; Chordata; Mammalia; Artiodactyla; Camelidae. The record is from RefSeq and is a predicted model, not a curated record.
AUGCUGGAGCUGCAGCACAGAGCCUUGCUUUUAGGCUCUGAGGCACAGUUCAUUCAGAAAAUAUUUUCCGCACGUCCACUGUGUGCCAGGCACUCUGCUGAGUUCUGUGUGGCAGGAGGCGGCGUGGCAGGGAAAGAGUUGGAGCAGUGCCAGCGGCAGGCAGAUGAGGUGACAGAAAUCAUGCUCAACAACUUCGGCAAGGUCCUGGAGCGUGACGGGAAGCUGGCGGAGCUGGAGCAACGUUCAGACCAACUCCUAGAUAUGAGCUCAGCCUUCAGCAAGACAACCAAGACUAUGGCCCGGAAGAAGCGCUGGGAGAACACCCGUUGCCGGAUCUACUUGGGGGCAAUCGUGGGCGGCAGCCUGGUCAUUAUACUGAUCGUGCUGCUGGCCAUCUUUCUCUCACCGAGCAGCAAGAACAGUGGUGCCCCACAGGCCCAGGACGCAGGUGCUGCCUCAAGGCCUGGGGACUGACCCAGCUGGGCCUGAAAAAGAGGCCCAAUGCCCACAAUGGCCGGUUUUGGUCUUCAGAAAACCCUGGCAUUUGCUCCCAUCCGAGCCACCGCAGUGAGCCCAGAAAGGCAGCCCCAAUUUGUGCACCUUUGUUAUCUCCUAUCACACCACAGACUGGCCCUUGAGGGCAGCUUGCUACACCGGCCAUGCCAGACCAGCCCCAUCUGGAGAUUAGUAAAAGCUGCUGUUUUGUUAAAA